Molecule: messenger RNA, 2646 nt
Organism: Esox lucius (northern pike)
Lineage: Eukaryota; Metazoa; Chordata; Actinopteri; Esociformes; Esocidae
Gene: tcf21
Product: transcription factor 21
Exons: 2
Coding region: 198-737 (179 amino acids)
Biological process (GO): regulation of transcription by RNA polymerase II; developmental process
Molecular function (GO): RNA polymerase II transcription regulatory region sequence-specific DNA binding; protein dimerization activity; DNA-binding transcription factor activity, RNA polymerase II-specific
Source: RefSeq, a predicted model, not a curated record
UGAGGCGCGUGCGUAAAGUUACCUCCACAUCCUCAAAUCUGUCUCUCGGGUUCGUGGGGACCUUGGGUCUCGUGGAGAAGGACACACCGGCGAGGAGCUCGCUCACAUCUGUCUCCAGAAUUCUCAAUCCGUCCGUGACGGUCCAUCCCGUAUCACAUAUGUUCUGCUGAGGCCUGUCACCUAAUCGACAACUAACGAUGUCAACCGGGUCGCUUAGCGACGUCGACGACGAGCUUCUGGACGGCAUCCUGAAGUUCGGCUCUUCCAGUAAAGACUCCGGUACGUCGAACGAGAGCACUGGGGAGAGCUCAAACUGUGAGGGAGGUUCGAAUAACGACAAAGUUGCCCCUGGGAAGAAACGGAAAACAACGUCGGGUAGAAAAACUGCCUUAAACGGCGUGGCGCAUGAGGGUUGCGGUGGCGGCAAGCACGUACAGAGGAACGCGGCCAAUGCACGAGAAAGGGCAAGGAUGCGCGUGUUGUCCAAAGCUUUUUCCCGGCUGAAGACAACUUUACCGUGGGUCCCGCCAGACACCAAACUGUCCAAACUGGACACGCUCCGCCUGGCCUCGAGCUAUAUCGCCCAUCUACGACAGAUCCUCGCCAACGAUAAAUACGAGAACGGAUAUAUUCACCCUGUCAACCUGACGUGGCCAUUUAUGGUCGCCGGUAAACCGGAGAACGAUUUGAAAGAGAUGCUGAACACCACGCGGUUGUGUGGAACCACCGCCUCGUGAUGUACCGGAUGGGGAUGGACAUUACCGUUAUUACCGUUAAGAGUUAACGGAUGGACAAUAUAUUUUCAGAUGUGCAGAAAUGCACUUCAUCUCUCCUAAACCAAAUGUGGAGUGGGAAUAACCAGGAGUGCAUGAAAACUCUCGCGCGGGUUGCUGUACAGAGAAACUGAUUUUAUAUUUAACGUGUUCACUUGUUGUCUUUGCUGGUUCGAGGACAUUUGAUGUGUGUGUUUUGUACUCGUUUUUUAUUCUCUUAAUAUGCUUUAUAAAACUAUGUCACAAUAUUAUUUUCACCGCUUUGGAAGCGCACGUGAAAAUAUGGCCAAUAGGCCUGAUCGAGGAGACAGAUUUUAUGUAGGGCCAAAUAAAAUAUAUUCAUAUUAUCUUAUAAAUGUCUUACGCGGUAUUUUGGAAUAAUGUGAAUUUAAAUUCCAGGCUACAGGACACCUUGUAUUGUGUAUUUUAUCCUCCCGCGGACCUUUGACCCCAGCUAUCUUGACCAAUCCCUCAAAUAUAACGGCGCAAAACUCAAGGAGCGACAAAAAGCACCAAGGAAAUUAGAUAAGCGCGUGGGUCCAGGCCAGUGUGUUUUCUUUAUCUACGAACGUUAACAGUGGAUACGUAUUAUCUUGAUACGCCUGACAAUGGAUAAACAAACAUCUGCCAUCAAUUCCAACAAAUGAUUAUCUGGAAACUAUACUAUAUAGGCUAUAUUUUAAAGAUAUAUGGUUGGCUCAGGUAGAGACUUUGUGUUUAAUUCCGUAUAAGGUUUAAAUAAGAUGUUUUACAAAUCCCAUUUUACAUCGACGUUGUUACAAAUUGCGUUAUAUGUUGUUCACAAGGGAUUCUUAAUAUAGAUGUUGAUAAAUGUUUUAUGUUGUAAUAGGGGAGUUUUGUCGGUUGGACGAUUUUAGGGUCAGCUAUUUUGAAAGAGGUAGAUGUGCGCUCGGUGCUUAAUCCUGUUCCAGACGCCUUGUUUAAUUCACACGGGUUAUGACCGCACUGUUUACACACGGCAGACAGUUAUUUAUGCAGCUCGCCCUGGUGGGAGUGGGAGGGAUGGAGAGAGGGUGAGGGAGAGAGGCCGGGACAGCCCGUGUCACUGUGCAGCUACACUUUGUACACACACACAAACACACACCUAAACUACAAACUCGUGCUCCAUCGGAAGAUAACUCCUGCUUGUGUUGGAGCGAGGAGAACAGAGCGGUUCGUUGUGUAAUAACAAGCUCCUCCGUCCAUCCAUUAGAAGCCUGUUAUUGUAGCGAUCCUUUGGCGGGAAGAAGCUCAUACAGCCCCACAGGGACUUACAGUCAACUGCGUCACAAAUUGCACCCUAUUCCAUUAAAAGAGAACUCAUUUUAACUUGGGACCAAUGAUUAUUUUGCCAUCAGAAAUAGGGCGCUGUUUGGGACACAAUGGACCUCGUUUAAGAGGAGGACAUCCAAGAAAGACACGGCAUCAGCCUUUUAAUGAAAUGUAUUAGUAAUAAUGAAACGCGUAAAAUGCAAAAUAUAUUCGAAGGAAUAGAAUAGAAACGAUCACCUUUUAUUGCCAGGAGUGAUGUGAUUUAAAUCAUCUAACAUUAUUGAAUGUUUCAUGUAAUAUCAAAUAGAAACGAAUGUAAUAUGUUGUACAGAUAUGGCAGAAUUGAAAUAAAAAAGAUAAAAGGUAGUUAAUAUAAAUCAGUUGGAGUGUGUAGGCUUAGCAAUAGUUUUAUUUUGUUUCAGUACAUAGGCCUACUGGAUAUCUAGGCCUGAUUAUUUAACUGCUGGACAUUAACAUAAAUAACAAUCGUAUGAAAAGUUGAGGCAUAUCAAGUCUCACAUACAUAUCAGUUUAAAUUUAUUAAAACCUUGUGUCAAGUGAGUCAAGAAAUGAUUUAUUACGUUUUUAUUAAAUCAUAUAA